Cynara cardunculus var. scolymus (artichoke) is the source of this 1676-nucleotide messenger RNA. RefSeq names its product wee1-like protein kinase. The transcript is spliced from 10 exons. The record is from RefSeq and is a predicted model, not a curated record. Gene Ontology annotation, molecular function: ATP binding; protein kinase activity. Gene Ontology annotation, biological process: protein phosphorylation. NCBI's taxonomy places the organism in Eukaryota, Viridiplantae, Streptophyta, Magnoliopsida, Asterales, Asteraceae. The coding region runs from base 37 to 1515 and encodes 492 amino acids.
GUGACGGUGACGGUGACGGCGGUUGGAGAUUCAUUGAUGAAGAGUACGACCUUGAAGAGGAGUAGGAGUGGUAGUAGCGGAAGGGAAACAAACAAGAAAAUGAAAGGUUCAUUGGCGAGGCACUUAUCGGUUCAUCUAGGUCAAAUCGCUUUAAAGCCACCGAUUCAUCAGAAUAAUAACAUUCCUUCGCGUUUUCAGAAUCUUCUCGAUGAGGAGGCUCACAAUACAUCGGAAUCCGUUCCGUCUACAUCGUCGUUGACAUCGGCAACGGUUCUAGAUUUCGAUUCGGAUGUCAAUGUGGACGACAAAGAUUUCAUCCUCAGCCAGGAUUUUUUCUGCACGCCCGACUACAUUACUCCGGAAGCACCACCUUUGCCGGUGUGCAAUGAGCUGGAAGAGUUGCCAUGCCCAAAAUCACCAGAGAAGUUAAAAUCUGUCAGAAGUAAAAGGCAAAGAGAAGCACUGCUGGAACUGGAAGAUGAUCCUUUAAUACCAGUAGCAACUGAAACAGACAAUCAAGUAGCAGGUGAACCUCACAUAAACAAGCAAGGGUAUGUUUCCCAAUCUGCUGUGGCGUUGCGUUGUCGGGUCAUGCCUCCUCCUUGUAUGAGGAAUCCUUACAUCAAAGAUGCUUCAGAAAACGAUAUCGAUCCAUUCGGUGACCGCAGAUCAAAAUGUGCAGUUUUCCUCCCUGUGGCAUUUGGUGGUGAUGGUCUUUCACGUUAUCGAACAGAUUUUCAUGAAAUAGAGCAAAUUGGUACUGGGAACUUCAGCCGUGUAUUCAAAGUCUUGAAGAGAAUUGAUGGUUGUAUGUAUGCUGUGAAAUGCAGCACAAGGAAAUUAUAUCUAGACACUGAGAGGCAAAAAGCUUUGAUGGAAGUUCAAGCUUUAGCUGCUUUAGGAUAUCAUGAUAACAUUGUUGGAUAUAAUACUUCUUGGUUUGAAAAUGAGCAACUCUACAUCCAGAUGGAACUAUGUGAUCACAGUUUAUCUAUCAACCACUCAUCUAGACUAUGUCUGGAGGGUGAAGUGUUGGAAGCAAUGCACCAGAUAGCCAAGGCUUUACAAUUUAUCCAUGAGAAAGGGAUAGUUCACUUGGAUGUAAAGCCUGAAAAUAUAUAUGUGAAGAAUGGUGUUUACAAGCUUGGUGAUUUCGGUUGUGCAAGUCUACUUGACGGAAGUUUAGCGAUUGAAGAAGGUGAUGCACGAUACAUGCCUCAAGAAAUCUUGAAUGAUAAUUAUGAUCAUCUUGACAAAGUUGAUAUCUUCUCCCUUGGAGCUACUAUUUACGAACUUAUAAGGGGUUCAACCUUGCCGGAAUCUGGACCAUAUUUUCAAAAUCUCAGAGAAGGGAAACUCCCUCUUCUUCCUGGUCAUUCAGUGCAAUUUCAGAAUGUACUCAAGGCAAUGUUGGACCCUGAUCCUGUUCGACGACCAUCGGCUAAAGAACUUGUGGUGAACCCGAUUUUCAGCAGGCUUAACAAAAGUCCGAAAGCAAGUAAGCCCAAUUCUUGAAAUGGUCUGGUGAUGUUGCAGCCAUGUAAUCAGAACACGAGGAACAGUUUUUUCUUCUUUCUUUUCAGAAAUGAUCUUUCAAACACUAAUUUGCACCAAUUUUUGCAUUCUAAUGGUGCUUCCCUCUUUUUUGUAAAAAGAAACCGAUUGUUAUAUAUCAA